AUACUGAUACUUGCUCUUCAGAUCAGUCAUCAUGUCAAGCCAAACAAACCCAAGCACCCCGAGCACAACACAAAAAGCAAGAGACUUUUUGGCAGAGCCGAUGGGUGACAAAGCAGUGACAGACUUGCCUGGAAUCGGUGAUAAAAGCGGAGGAAAGCUUGCGGAUGCAGGAAUAGAUUCGGCGUCGAAGGUGUAUGGUGAAUAUCUUGUUGCUGGGGGAAAUCAGGACACGUUCGUGGAAACUUUGAAGGACAAAAGUGACAUCCGUGACCGGGAGGCUAACACGUGCUUCAAAGCUCUGGAUGAAUAUCAUAAGAACUUUUCCUGAGCUGUAGCUGAUCUACUUCUUCUCAUGCGCUUGGCCUGGUCCAUUGCAUGAAAAACAAUUUCUCGUAAUAUCCACAGCGAGAAUGUUCACAUUUUAGCCAUGCUUAUUCAUAUCAAUACAAUCUGUCAGAAAACGGAAUAAAAUUGCUGGGCACUAAAAGUAAAGCAACUUCUUUAUUCAUAUGGUUUUGAUCAUGUUUGUAAUAGUCAAGGAGUAAAGCAUAUUGGUUUUAUUGAUAACUUUAAAACAAGAUGUAUUGAUAUAGAUAACCAACAAUGGUCUAGCAGUUUAAGAACUUACUAAAAACUUUCUUUUUAUUCUUGUAUUAAGCAAUAUAAUGUAUUUAAAAAUUAUCUAGAUUGUAUUCCAGUAAGUGCCUUUCGUACUGCUUUGAGUAAAUUUAGAUGUUCUGGUCAUACUUUGCUAAUUGAAAAUGGAAGGAAGUACAAUUUACCUAGAGCUAAGAGACUAUGUCCAUUUUGUGUAAGACCUGAAGUGGAAUCUGAAUAUCAUUUUUGUUUACAAUGUCCUUACUAUGACAGUUUGAGACGUAAGGUUCUACCUUAUUAUUUUUACACAAAUGUAACUUUUGAUAAAUUUGUAACACUCUGUACAUCUAAAACCCCAUGCACAAUUAAUGCUUUAGCUAAAAUUAUAUUUCUUGCUUUUAAAAAGCGUAAUAACUUUCUCAUUGGCGCUGAAAUUGUCUGAUAUCAUGUGUUGUAUAAUUGGCCAGUGGCCCCUUUACUGAAAUAAAGCUCUCUCUCUCAGAA
Messenger RNA from Haliotis rufescens (red abalone), 1101 nucleotides. RefSeq names its product barrier-to-autointegration factor 1-like. Gene Ontology annotation, molecular function: DNA binding. The record is from RefSeq and is a predicted model, not a curated record. Bases 32 to 328 code for a protein of 98 amino acids. The transcript has 2 exons. NCBI's taxonomy places the organism in Eukaryota, Metazoa, Mollusca, Gastropoda, Lepetellida, Haliotidae.